AUGUCUUCUACUUUACAGAGCCGUGACUGCCCCACCAACCCCGCUCCCGCUGCUGGCGGCCCUGGUGGCGAGUGCUACAAGUGCGGUGAGCACGGCCACAUCGCCCGUGCCUGCCCCACUGCUGGCGGUGCCACCCGUGGCGGCUUCAACGGUGCCCGCUCCGGCGGCCGCAGCUGCUACAACUGCGGUGGUGUCGGACACCUUUCCCGCGAGUGCACUUCCCCCGCCGGCGCCGGUGCCGGUGGCCAGCGAUGCUACAACUGCAACGAGUCUGGCCACAUCAGCCGCGAGUGCCCCAAGCCUCAGACCAAGAGCUGCUACCGAUGCGGUGAGGAGGGCCACAUCUCGGCUGCCUGCCCCCAGGUUGCUGCUUAA
Molecule: messenger RNA, 375 nt
Organism: Pseudozyma hubeiensis SY62
Lineage: Eukaryota; Fungi; Basidiomycota; Ustilaginomycetes; Ustilaginales; Ustilaginaceae
Exons: 1
Coding region: 1-375 (124 amino acids)
Biological process (GO): positive regulation of cytoplasmic translation
Cellular component (GO): cytoplasm
Molecular function (GO): mRNA binding; translation regulator activity; zinc ion binding
Source: RefSeq, a predicted model, not a curated record